AUGUCACCUUCUACAGAAGGAUCAGCUAUUUCAGGGCUGAAGUUGAUCAUUUCUACCGAUUUUAAAACCUACGAACGCUAUGUCCUGGCCGGAGUUUUAAGCACCCUUGCGCUUACAGGAGGGUACCCGUCAGUCAACCUCCCUUUCUGCGAUUCCUUCUCCUCCCUCUGUCCCUUCGCUUCCGCUAUUAAUUACUCCAUAUCCUCCUUUACUCUCUCCUCCACCACAACCUCCACAAUAGCCUACAACCCUCUCCGUCCCCUCCUUUCCUCUCCAAUUCCAGCCACUACUCCACAACAAGCGAAAGCUAUCGCUCCCCCGUUCUCAAAGGUAACCCUGUAA
This is a messenger RNA of Sclerotinia sclerotiorum 1980 UF-70, 342 nucleotides long. RefSeq lists its product with no specific name. Bases 1 to 342 code for a protein of 113 amino acids. The transcript is spliced from 2 exons. NCBI's taxonomy places the organism in Eukaryota, Fungi, Ascomycota, Leotiomycetes, Helotiales, Sclerotiniaceae. The record is from RefSeq and is a predicted model, not a curated record.